GCCCCUCUGAACCGCAGCGCGGACCCGGCUCUCGCCCGCCGCCGGGGGUCGGGCCGCCCUGGGCAAGGAUGGCGGCGGCGGCCGAGCCCCGGGCCCGCGCCUGGCUCGGCGGCAGCACGCCGCGCCCGGGCAGCCCGGCCUCCAGCCCCGAGCUAGGCGGCAGAGGCCGCGCGCGGCCGGGGCCGGGGCCGGGGCCGGGGCCGGGGCUGGGGCCGGGGUCGGGGUCGGGCCCGGAGCGGGCCGGCGCCAGGCCCCCAGGCCCCGCCGCGACUGGCCACAGCUUCCGGAAGGUGACGCUAACUAAGCCCACCUUCUGCCACCUCUGCUCCGACUUCAUCUGGGGGUUGGCCGGCUUCCUGUGCGACGUCUGCAACUUUAUGUCCCACGAGAAGUGCCUGAAGCACGUGAAGACCCCCUGUUCGAGUGUGGCGCCCAGCCUGGUCCGAGUCCCAGUGGCCCACUGCUUUGGCCCCCGAGGGCUCUACAAGCGCAGGUUCUGCGCCGUGUGCCGCAAGGGCCUGGAGGCACCCGCGCUGCGCUGCGAAGUGUGUGAGCUGCACGUUCACCCCGACUGUGUGCCCUUCGCCUGCAGCGACUGCCGCCAGUGCCACCGGGACGGGCACCGGGACCACGACACACAUCACCACCACUGGCGGGAGGGGAACCUGCCCUCGGGUGCACGCUGCGAGGUGUGCCGGAAGACGUGUGGCUCCUCCGACGUGCUGGCGGGUGUGCGCUGCCAGUGGUGUGGCGUGCAGGCCCACGCGUCCUGCUCCGCGGCGCUCGCCCCCGAGUGCGCGUUCGGGCGCCUGCGCAGCAUGGUCCUGCCCCCGGGGUGCGUGCGCCUGCUGUCCCGCAACUUCAGUAAGACGCACUGCUUCCGCAUCCCCGAGAGCCCGGGCCCGGAGCCAGGUGAGCGGGACGACGGCGUGGACGGAGGCGGCCCCGCCAGCCUGGGCCGCGAGGUGCUGCCACCGGAGUCCAGCAAGCAGACCCUGAAGAUCUUUGACGGCAACGAUGCCCUGCAGCGAAACCACUUUCGCGUCAUCACUGUCCCCCGCCUGGCCAGGAGCGAGGAGGUGCUGGAGGCGGCGCUGCGGGCUUACUACGUCCCCGAGGACCCUCGAGACUUUGAGCUGCAGGCGCUGCCCCAGCCCGUGCCGACCGGUGACACCGGGGCGCGGGGAAGGCCCUGGAGCGGAGGGAUUGCAGAGGAGGAGGGCGGCAGAGGCCCUGGCGCCCGAGAGGCCGUGCCCGAGGCCUGGAUCAUCCGCGCCCUGCCCCACGCCCAGGAGGUCCUGAAGGUCUACCCUGCCUGGCUCAAGGUGGGUGUGGCCUACGUGUCCGUCCGCGUGACCGCACGGAGCACUGCCCGGGCCGUGGUGCUGGAGGUCCUUCCGCUGCUCGGGUGCCAGGCCGAGGGUCCGGAGAGCUUCCAGCUGGUGGAGGUGCUCAUGGGUAGCAGGCAAGUCCAGCGGACAGUGCUGCCGGACGACGAACCCCUGCUCCGCCGGCUUCGCGACAUCCGGCAGACGUCCCUGCGGCAGAUGAGCCAGACGCGGUUCUACGUGGCUGAGAGCAGAGCCGUGGCCCCGCACGUCUGCCUGUUUGUCGGUGGCCUGCCUCCUGGCCUGUCCGCCCAGGAGUAUGGCAGCCUGCUGGACGAGGCCGUGGCCACCAAAGCCGGCCUGGUGUCCAUGAGCCACGUCUACUCCUCCCAAGGUGCAGUGGUGCUGGACGUGGCCUGCUUUGCGGAGGCUGAGCGGCUGUACAUGCUGGUCAGGGACACGGCUGUGCAGGGCCGGCCGCUCACUGCCCUGGUGCUCCCAGAUGUGCUGCACUUGAACCUGCCCCCAGACUGCUGCCCCCUUCUCGUGUUUGUGAACCCCAAGAGUGGAGGCCUCAAGGGCCGGGACCUGCUCUGCAGUUUCCGGAAGCUGCUGAACCCUCACCAGGUCUUUGAGCUGACCAAUGGGGGGCCUCUUCCUGGGUUCCACAUGUUCUCCCAGGUGCCCUGCUUCCGGGUGCUGGUAUGCGGUGGGGAUGGCACUGUGGGUUGGGUGCUCGCUGCCCUGGAGGAGAUGCGGCACCGUCUGGCCUGCCCAGAGCCUUCUGUGGCCAUCCUGCCUCUGGGCACAGGGAAUGACCUUGGUCGGGUCCUCCGCUGGGGGGCGGGCUACAGUGGAGAGGACCCGUUCUCUGUGCUGGUGUCAGUGGACGAGGCUGACGCCGUGCUUAUGGACCGCUGGACCAUCCUGCUCGAUGCUCAGGAGGCUGCAGGUGCAGAGAACAGCGUGGCAGACGUGGAGCCUCCCAAGAUCGUGCAGAUGAGUAACUACUGUGGCAUUGGCAUCGACGCAGAGCUAAGCCUGGACUUCCACCACGCACGGGAGGAGGAGCCCGGCAAGUUCACGAGCAGGCUCCACAACAAGGGUGUGUACGUGCGGGUCGGGCUGCAGAAGAUCAGCCACUCGCGCAGUUUGCACAGGGAGAUCCGUUUGCAGGUGGAGCAGCGGGAGGUGGAGCUGCCCAGCAUUGAGGGUCUCAUCUUCAUCAACAUCCCCAGCUGGGGCUCAGGGGCCGACCUGUGGGGCUCUGACAGCGACUCAAGGUUCGAGAAGCCACGCAUGGAUGACGGGCUGCUAGAGGUGGUGGGGGUGACAGGCGUCAUGCACAUGGGCCAGGUCCAGGGCGGGCUGCGCUCCGGCAUCCGCAUCGCCCAGGGCUCCUACUUCCGUGUAACUCUCCUAAAGGCCACGCCUGUGCAGGUAGAUGGUGAGCCCUGGGUCCAGGCUCCCGGGCACAUGAUCAUCUCAGCUGCAGGUCCCAAGGUCCAUAUGCUCAGGAAGACCAAGAAGCAGCCCAGGAAGGCUGGGACCCCCAAGGAUGCCCGAGCAGAUGGGGUGCCUGUCCCUGAAGGGGACCCCAAGUAGCAGAGCACCCUGGAACAGUCUGCCUGACCAGCACCUGCUGCAGCCAACCAUGGACGGACUUGCUCACGGCUCUGACUGCGGGCGUCUCCCCCUCAUCCCUGUGACAUGUGGAAGCUGCUGAGUGGGUGGCAGGUGUUUCUUCCCCUGGCCUCUGAUGACAGGGUGGGCACAGGGCUUUGGCUGGCCAAUGCUCUCGCCUCUCGGGGUCCAGGCCACCAUCCUGGGUGGCAGGCACUUUUCCCUUUGCAUCCACCCCUGCCACCACCUCUGAGCCUGCUGAGCUGGGCAGCACAGAGUCCCAAGCCAUCCCCCCAGAUGCUCCUACAGGGCAGCCAGCUCUGUGGGCCCUGGGUGUGCCCAGUACAGACUCACGACACCCUGGCCAUGAGGGCUGGGCACGGGCACGUGCUGUGUCUCGGGGGAAGGUGCCUUCUUGUCCGGCCCCGCUGCUGUAUGAGCUGCUUGGGCUGGAGGGCCCAGGCGUCUGGCUGGUGGCCCUGCGAUGUGAUAGGGUUGCACCUGGGGACACUCCCCGAGACCAGGCGGGCUUGGCCAACAGCCUGAAGACGGUGGGGUCGUGCCCAGGGAGCAGCAGAGUCGGAAGGGGCUGGGCCCUCACAACGGUGGGGCAGGGCGUGCCUGGAAGGGACCAGAAACACACUCAGGCAGGCCAGGGCCAGGAGACCCAGAGGAAGUUUACAAAGUAUGAAGUGGGAGGAGCCAGCUUUAAUCACCUGCUUGUCAACAAUCAGUCCCAGUGUCUGUUCAGCUGACCAGGCUCCUGGGUCUCCGUGCUGCUGCUCGUGGGGACGGAGACGUGGCAGGAGGGGUGUGGGGCCGGCUUCCACCACGCAGAGUUCAGACGGCCCACGGCGUCUGGCCUCAGGCCCAGGAGGACGGUCUCCUGGGUCCCCCCGGGAGCUCGACCCCCUCCGCCCCUCCCGUCCCGGCUCUCUGCUGUUGGCGCCAUCUGGCCGGGCUUGGCCCUGGCAGCCACGUCCCCCAAGCUUCUGCCAAAGCUGCACAAAUGCACUGUAGUGGCCAUUUGUGGCGAACACUCCUAUCAUGUGCCUCUGCACACGACUGUGUGUUGUGUCCUGUUGGUGUACUUAUUUUGCUCUGUAGGCCUUGGUGUUGGUUUUGGUCUGUGGUUCUCUGUAUGUGGUGGCCAGAGUGUCUGUCCUUCUGUAUUUAAGUGAGUUUGUGUGGGCUCGGCACCAAGGCCGUGUGUGUACCUUGUCACUACCUGAAUGUAACCAUAAUUUAUACCCAGGACAAAUACAGUCUGGGCGUCGCUGGCCUGCCUGUC
Messenger RNA from Hyaena hyaena (striped hyena), 4242 nucleotides. RefSeq names its product diacylglycerol kinase theta (gene DGKQ). Gene Ontology annotation, biological process: lipid phosphorylation; intracellular signal transduction; diacylglycerol metabolic process. Gene Ontology annotation, molecular function: ATP-dependent diacylglycerol kinase activity. Bases 69 to 2933 code for a protein of 954 amino acids. NCBI's taxonomy places the organism in Eukaryota, Metazoa, Chordata, Mammalia, Carnivora, Hyaenidae. The transcript is spliced from 22 exons. The record is from RefSeq and is a predicted model, not a curated record.